This is a messenger RNA of Sphenostylis stenocarpa, 201 nucleotides long. The record is from the annotation of a GenBank genome assembly. NCBI's taxonomy places the organism in Eukaryota, Viridiplantae, Streptophyta, Magnoliopsida, Fabales, Fabaceae.
AUGCUCUUCAAGCAGCAACUCUGUAACUCUGCUUGUGCAGCAUUUUUUCUGCCUCUUCUCUCUGCUGGGACCAAUUCACAUGCCAAUAUUGGUUGGACCGGACAAGCAUGGAUAGGGACAAAUCAGAGCCGUGGGACCGAGCCCAACACUGGACAAAUCAGAAGCGUCAAAUCUUUUCAUCAACUCCCGCGACGCAGCUGA